AUGGACCCGCAGUUAUCUUCCUCCAAGAGACUCUUUAAAGUUUCACAGGAUUUUGAUUUUCCUAUAUCAGAGGCCCCUAUGGGCCUUGUUCAUGCCGAUGAGCUCAUUUUGAAUGGCUUGAUAGUGCCUGUUUUUGUAAAUCAAGUGAAGGCGGAUGCAUAUGAUGCUUCUGAUGAUCCGGCUCCAUCUUGUGCUUCCGCUUCCUCUUCCUCAAAAAAGUUGCACUCAGUCUCGGAUUCAGGUAACAGGACUCGUAGUUCAUCAUUAAAGAAGUGUCGAAAAUUAUCAAAGCAGAUAUUCUUGAAGUAUUUGGAUUUUCUUAAGCCACUUUGCCAGAGAGUCCGAGAGCGGAGAUUUGGCUCAAGAGUUGGAACUUUUACAGCAAGACUGCAUGGAGAAGAAUUGGCCUUGUUCAGCUUCAACAUCUGCGCAAGUAAGGGUUGCAAACUCAAGUGA
Daucus carota subsp. sativus is the source of this 456-nucleotide messenger RNA. Its product is annotated as probable membrane-associated kinase regulator 6. The coding region runs from base 1 to 456 and encodes 151 amino acids. The transcript has a single exon. Lineage: Eukaryota; Viridiplantae; Streptophyta; Magnoliopsida; Apiales; Apiaceae. The record is from RefSeq and is a predicted model, not a curated record.